Molecule: messenger RNA, 1621 nt
Organism: Aspergillus ibericus CBS 121593
Lineage: Eukaryota; Fungi; Ascomycota; Eurotiomycetes; Eurotiales; Aspergillaceae
Product: serine/threonine-protein phosphatase 2A activator
Exons: 1
Coding region: 84-1343 (419 amino acids)
Biological process (GO): mitotic spindle organization
Cellular component (GO): nucleus; cytoplasm; protein phosphatase type 2A complex
Molecular function (GO): protein tyrosine phosphatase activator activity; peptidyl-prolyl cis-trans isomerase activity
Source: RefSeq, a predicted model, not a curated record
AAGCACCAACUCCCUGCCAGCAGUCGUGUGAAUCAGUCAUCUGAGCGACCAGAUUCAUCGACUCGCCGAAUAUAUCGCUCAUAAUGGCCUCGCAGGUCUCCGUGUCCAGCCCGGCCGCCACACCGAAGAUCGACCUGUCGAAAAAGCUCUCAGAACUUCGUGCCAGCAAAGGCAAGUCUCAGACGGCUUCCUCCCGCGAACCUGCACCAGUCACCCCGCCUCUCCCCAGCGCCCCGGAUCUCUCUUCCCACCAAUAUGCGCGUCCGGUGCGUCGAAUUUUAUCGAAACAAGACCACGAGCUGUUUUUAUCCUCCUCGACCCAUACCUUAAUCCUUGCGUUCAUUUUCGGUCUCUCCGAUUCCGUGCGGGGACGGGCAACUACGGACAUCGGCAGUCCUUCCCCCAUCAUCACCAAGAUCCAGUCUGUUGUGCACCAACUCCGGUUACUUCUCGACAAGCAUCCGUCUCUUGAUCAAGGUGGUUCGCGGUUCGGUAACCCGGCCUUCCGCGACCUGUUCGACGAUGUCGCAGCACAGAGUGCAGUAUGGCAUAGGGAGAUCCUCGGGUUUCAGGAUCAGGAUCUCAUAGAGGAAGCAUCGACAUAUCUGAUCCACUCGCUCGGGUCGCGCGACCGGCUGGAUUACGGCUCCGGGCAUGAAUUAAACUUCAUGAUGUGGUUGCUGUGUCUGCGUCAGGUGCACAUGUUCACCGCCACGGACUUCCCUGCAAUCGUUUUCUACGUAUACAUGAGCUACAUGCAUCUCAUGCGCGAUAUCCAAGCAACCUAUUACCUGGAACCUGCAGGGUCACACGGAGUCUGGGGUCUCGACGAUUACCACUUCCUCCCGUUCCUUUUCGGCGCCUCGCAGCUCGUUGCGCACCCCUACAUCACUCCACUGUCUAUUCACAAUAUGGUGGUGCUGGAGGAAGAAAGUGACAAGUACAUUUAUUUGGAUCAGGUGCGAUGGGUGGAUAGCGUGAAGACAGUGAAGGGGUUGCGGUGGCACAGCCCGAUGCUGGAUGACAUAUCAGGGGCCAAGAACUGGAGCAAGAUUGAGGGCGGCAUGAAGAAGAUGUUCGCCAAGGAGGUACUGGGAAAGCUACCAAUUAUGCAACAUUUCCUGUUCGGGAGCUUGCUACCGGCAGAUCCUGGUAUGAGAGAGAUUACGGACGACACGGAAGAGGAACACGACCAUGACCAUGGCCAUGACCACGACCAUACCAGUCACACGGACUACUUCGGGGACUGCUGUGGAAUCAAGGUCCCAAGUACUAUUGCCGCAGGAGCUGAAAUGCGGAAGCGUGGAGGGGGGUCGGGGCUACGCCCGAUUCCAUUCGAUUAAUGGGCAUAAAUUUCUGGAGUUCUCGGUUGGGACAUAAUGGCUGAAUGGAUAUGAAAUGCAGGGAAUUGGUGUUCCCAUUAAAUGCAAUGAUAAUGACGAGCAGGACUUACAACCCUUACAUCCUCUACACUAACCACAAAGCGGAUGCAAUAUAUACAUACUAUCCGUCGCAACACGUCGGCCGGUUCUCCAACACCCACAUCCUGAAACGUAACCCAACAAUCAAAAAUAGAACCCAAACCACAAAAAUAGAACAAUCUUCCUCUCUAACAAUAAUC